Brassica oleracea var. oleracea is the source of this 1779-nucleotide messenger RNA. RefSeq names its product SAGA-associated factor 29-like. The record is from RefSeq and is a predicted model, not a curated record. Bases 406 to 879 code for a protein of 157 amino acids. Gene Ontology annotation, cellular component: SAGA complex. The transcript has 10 exons. Lineage: Eukaryota; Viridiplantae; Streptophyta; Magnoliopsida; Brassicales; Brassicaceae.
UUCCUUAGUUGCAGAGACGUGUUCUUCCACUGUUUUGACGACAUUCAAACAUAAUUAUUAUUUUUGUUUGGGAUUUUUGAGCAGGUUUGCCUGAUUUUCUAGGGGCUCGUGUCGUAGAAGCCUGAGCGGACGAAGUCGUCAACGCCGGACAUUGCGGGAGCUUGAUCGGUUAAGGAAAGAACAAGAGGAAGUCUUGUCGAGAUCGGUAAGAUGUAUAAGAAGCGUCAACUUUACAACAAGACAACAACGCAGAAAACUAGGUAUAGUCCUGUCAUGUUUUUACUCUUUUGGAGACUUGUGAGAAAGGGAAAGACUUUGACACACUCUUUUGAGAGGGAUUAGGAUUUUUUUUACGAUGCUUGUAAUGAUAUGACAUAAGUGGCAGAAGGCAAUAAGAGGAAGAGAAUGAAAGUGGAUGUAACAAGAGUUCUUCCUCUUUCCAUAUAUGCCAGUCUAAAGGGUGAACAGGUUGCUGCAAGAAUUACAGCAGAUGAUGCCGAGUACGAUGAAUGGAUUGUGGUGAAAGUAAUUAACUUCGAUAGAGAAACAAAAGAAGUUGAAGUAUUUGAUGAGGAACCAGGAGAUGAUGAAGAAAUAGGUGGCCAGAGGACGUAUAAACUACCAAUGUCAUGCAUUUUACCCUUUCCAAAAAGGACUGAUCUUUCAAACACGCAAGAGUUUCUACCAAGGAAACAAGUUCUAGCUGUAUAUCCAGGAACCACAGCGCUUUACAAGGCGGUUGUUAUAAGCACACCACGAAAGAGGAAGUCUGACGAGUACUUGCUGGAAUUUGAUGACGAUGAAGAAGACGGAACACUACCUCAAAGAACAGUGCCUUUCCACUAUGUGGUAGCUGUACCAAAAGGUCAUCGCCAAUGAAAUAAUAAGAGUUUUUUCAUGUUUGUUUCUUUUGGACCCAAGUAAAACUUAAAAGAAGAUGAUAAAUUUUCUGUCCAAUUUGGGGAAAAGCUACUCUAGUUUAAGGGUAAUAUAUAUGUAGUAUGUGUAUUUUAUAUCAUUGUGAGCCACGAUGUUGAACACAAAUGAAAUUCAUGUUUACACGUUUUGGGAUAUAAGUUCAAAUUUUAGGAGGCUGUGGAAAAUCUGAUAUUUCAAUAAAGAGUUAAGAGUUAGGAGUUGAUGUUGAUAAGCUUUUUGAGGAUAUUGGGGACGAGUCAGAAGCUCAAGGGGAAUCUGAAGGUGAUGAUGAUGGACAGUAAACAAAGUUGGUAGAGAUCAAAUCGUCUCAGUGACUGCAGUUUAUGUGUUAGGUACUGCACUCUCAAAGCUUUUGUGUUAUGGGAGAUGAUAGUGGGAGUGGAAAUUAUUAUUUUUGUCAGGCUCAGGUACUGCACGCACCCUCCAAUAAUCCUCAGAAUAAUCUUGAGAGCAAGUUUUCACGGGUUGGUGAUAACUACCGCUCCAUCAAAGAUGAGGUUGCUUCUACUCUUCCACAUGCUGGUUUGGAGUCCUCGUAUCUGAUUGUUGGUAUUGAUGUCACCAAGAGCAACAAGUGAACAGGUUAAACAAGGCACGUUCUUUAUGUAUAGCCAAUGUUUUAGUCUAGAUUUUAAGUGAAUACCACUCUGAUCUGAAAGCUGACUGGUGAUUUGAUUUGGGGACGAAAUCAUUCGGUAGAAAGCGUGGAACACAACGAAAGCUGCUUCAUGUUCUUUCUCGCUUCAUUCUUCAAUCAAAAAGGUGGAUCAAUGUGUGUUUCCUCCUCUUCUUCUGAUUGGCAAUUAGGUUUGCCCACGGCUGUUGGAGUACUUUAGAUAU